GCGCGUGCGCAGUGACCGUUCCUUUUCCCUCACGCUCCGGAAAAGAAGACUAAGAAGCCGAAGAGCGUCUUCCGCGCAUGCGCAGUAGUGUCGUUUUCCCCCAUCUUUUUUUUUUGGAGGCCUUCCCGCCAUUUUGUCUGAGGCAAAAACGGCGAAGAAGAAGAAGCAGCAGCAGCAGCAGAAUAGAUAUAUAUUCUCUCCUUUAUUACUAGAGCGGCUUUUCCUUCCGCACCGUCGGCGCUCCUCAUGAGAGGGAAAGGCCAGGUCUGAGGCGAGGAAGGAAGGAAGAGGGAUGGCGGCCCAAAGUGAGGCGACACCGGGCACCGAAGGCCCCGACGAAGCCUCCUCCUCCUCGGCCCCUUCCCCGGCAGCGGCGGCGGCGGCGGCGACGGUUGCAGCGGGGACCCGGCGCCUCUCGGAGCUCCGCGUCAUCGACCUCCGCGCGGAACUCAAGCGCCGCAACCUCGACUCCGGCGGCAACAAGAGCGUCCUCCUCGAAAGACUCAGAGCCGCGAUCGAGGAAGAAGGUGGGAAUCCUGACGAAAUCCCAGUGGCUUCGGAGACCGCUUCCAAGAGAACCCCCAAAAGAACCGUGAAAGGGCGAAAACCAGAGGAGGAAGGCGGAGACGACAACGGUUUGGAGGAGAAUUCGAGAGAUGAACAGGAGGAUGUUGAGGCGAGUUCGGACAACUUGCAGGAUUUCGACAUGAUGGAUAUUAGCGUCUUGGACGAAGCCGAAAUAGACAACUCCAGCGCCGUCGACGGCGGAGAGGACUACAGUUCUGAAAACAUCCUAGACUCUGAUAAAGACAACAUCGACGUUGAAAUGAAAGAGCCUCCAGAGCAGCUGAUGGAGAGCGAGGAGAAUGGUGAUGAACCUGAUGACCAGCUAGAAGCUGCCUCACCCGGUUUAGGUGCAGCGAAGGAUUUGGAAGAGCAGCACUCAGAGCCAGAAAAUGAGAAAAUGCUCGACAUUUUGGGUGACACUUGUAAAUCUGAGCCCCUUAAAGAAGACCCUCCUGAAGCGGAGCAGGCGCAAGAAAGGAAUGACCCGUUGGCGGGCAAAAAGGCAUCCGAGGAAGAGGAAGAAGAUGCGCUUGGCGGCGCCUCCACCGCUCAGCCGGAAGAAGAAGAGGCUUUAGAUUCGGAGAGCCAGUCAGGCCAAGAAGCCGAGAAAGAAGAGGAGGAAGCCAAGCACUUAGUUGUAGCGAAAGGGGAGCUGAGCGGACAGAGAGUUGAGGAAGCCAAAGUGGACUCUGACUCUUUAGCGGUAGAGAGCAGGAGUGGAGGUGGAGGUGGUGAAGGAGGAGGAGGAGGAGGAGGUGAGAGUAGCAGAGGAGCCCAGACUCUGGAAGCCAGUAGUGAGGAAACCGCGGAGACGGACGCAGGGCCCCAGGUGCUUAGCCCAGAGGCCGAGAAGAUGGAAGCCAAGGCUAAAUGUGAGGAAGAGUCCUCUGCCACUAAAGAGUCCUCUGCCAAAGAGGCUGGUGAUCAGAACACGAGUUCUGAUGAGACUCGAGAUGCAAAACUGGCUUCAAAAGAGGAGAAAGGUCGCAGUACUAGUAGUACCAGUAGUACCAGUACUGGUAGGAACUUCUGGGUGAGCGGUCUUGCUUCCACCACCCGAGCAACUGACUUGAAGACCCUCUUUAGCAAAUACGGAAAAGUGGUUGGUGCAAAAGUGGUGACCAAUGCUCGCAGCCCAGGCUCGCGAUGUUACGGAUUUGUGACGAUGUCCACGGCUGAAGAAGCCACAAAGUGCAUUGCCCAUUGCCACAAAACAGAAUUACAUGGGAAAAUAAUAUCUGUUGAAAGGGCAAAAAACGAACCAGCUACAAAGAAGCUUAUGGAUAAAAAGGACAGUGAAGUGAAGAAUGAAGGUUCACCUGGCGAGAGAUCUAGCAGUGUAAAAAAGAGCGAGAAGUCUGACCAAAAAGAGGAUGCUAAGAAAUCAGAAGAAAAAGAUGGAAAGGGGAAAGAGGAGCAAAAAUCUGGAUCAGCAGAUCAGUCCAAGGCUGCAAAAUCAGGAAGCAAAGGAACAGAAAGGACUGUGGUCAUGGAUAAAUCUAAGGGGGAGCCUGUUAUUAGCGUGAAGACAACAACUAGAUCAAAAGAGAGAAGUGUCAAGAGCCAAGAUCGCAAAUCAGAGAGCCGAGAAAAGAGCCGAGAGAGGCAAGGGAGCGUGCCUGCCAGCAAAGCGAAAGACAAACGACUGAGUGAGGAACAACACCGAAGUGCCCGUGAUCGUCGGGAUAGACAGCAGCGCUUGCAAGCCAUCUGGGAGCAAGAGGAGAGGGAGCGGCUAGAGAUUGCCCGGGAAAAGCUGGAGUUUGAACGGGUGCGCCUGGAGCGGGAGCGGCUGGAGAGGGAGCGCCUGGAGAGAGAACGCAUGCACAUCGAACGCGAGAGGAGGCGGGAGCAGGAGCGCAUCCAGCGCGAGCGAGAUGAACUGCGGCGGCAGCACGAGCAGCUCCGCUACGAACAGGAGAGGCGCACGGCCCUGCGGAGGCCAUACGACCUGGAUGGGAGGAGGGAUGACCCAUUCUGGCCAGAGGCAAAACGGAUGGCGAUGGAUGACCGCCACCGCUCAGAUUUUAACCGCCAGGAUCGAUUCCAUGACUUUGAUCACAGAGAUCGUGGACGGUACCAAGAUCAUGCCCUGGACAGGAGAGAAGGCUCACGAGGAAUUAUGGGAGAGCGAGGCACACCGCACUAUGCAGACGAACGCCACCGGGGCCUAGAUCGCGACUUGCGGGAUGGCUGGGGCAGCUAUGGUUCUGACAGGCGCAUGAGUGAAGGGCGGGGAAUAAUUCCGCCAUCCCGGGACGGACGUGACUGGAGGGAUCACACUAGAAAAUUUGAAGGUCACCCAGACCGCUCCUGGCAAGGCAGUGAUGACGGGGGAGCCAUGGGACGGGAUCACGAGCGAUGGCGAGGUGGGGGAAGAGGAAGACGUGGCCGCAUAAUGCCACGAGGUGGAAUGUCUGGGCGGGGAGGAUUCCUGGCAAGCAGUCCGCAGGGCCAGCCAUCACACGGAGGGGAGGCACGGGGAGAAGGCUUCUCGGGACAAGACCGGGGAAACCGGCCCACUGACCCUCGAUUCAGCCGCCGCUAUUGAAUGUUUUAAUCGUUUGUUUCGUUCCGUUUUGUUUUUUUAAACCUGUACAAAUGGCAACAGAAAGGAGAAGGAAACCCAAGGAACACACUACUUAACUCAGUGCACCACUGACUGUGACUUUUUUGCGUUUUAGCGUCAUUGUUUUACUUCAUAAUAGCUCAAUCUGUGAAACCAUUUGGGGUUUUUGUUGGGUUUUUUUGUAUUGUGUUCCUGUAUUUGUGCUGCCUUUUCCCUGGCCACAUUCAUUCCUUUCCCCCGUUUAAAAUAAAAUGUGUUUCUUUUACGAGGCAUUCCAUUUUCUAUAAAUAAACAGUUUACAGCCACCUGGCUUGAUUUUCA
Sceloporus undulatus (fence lizard) is the source of this 3457-nucleotide messenger RNA. Its product is annotated as scaffold attachment factor B1-like. The record is from RefSeq and is a predicted model, not a curated record. The transcript is spliced from 21 exons. The coding region runs from base 293 to 3118 and encodes 941 amino acids. Gene Ontology annotation, cellular component: nucleus. Lineage: Eukaryota; Metazoa; Chordata; Lepidosauria; Squamata; Phrynosomatidae. Gene Ontology annotation, molecular function: RNA binding; sequence-specific DNA binding. Gene Ontology annotation, biological process: regulation of transcription by RNA polymerase II; regulation of mRNA processing.